AUGACCGCUGGCAUGAAGUCCGACCCUAUUGCCAUCAUUGGCAUGAGUUGUCGCUUUCCCGGCGAUGCCUCCCAGCCAUCUCGUUUGUGGGACGCCCUCGCGGCCGGGAGGUCGGCGUGGAGUGAGGUGCCCGAAGAUCGAUUCAACAUGAAGGCCUUCUACCAUGACGAAGACCCUCAUAACAGCACGACCAACACCCCGGGCGGCCAUUUCCUGAGCUCCGAUGUGGCCGCGUUCGACUGCAGCUUUUUCGAGAUCAAGCCGACGGAGGCUCGUGCCGUAGAUCCGCAACAGCGCAUCACAUUGGAACUAGCGUAUGAAGCGUUCGAGAACGCGGGGUUGACGCUGAAGGACCUCUGGGGAUCUUCGACUGGAGUUUACGUUGGCCAGUGGAGCUCUGACUACAGCGAGGUUCUGGCGCGGGACCCGGAAUCCCAGGAACGCUAUCACACACUCGGGAUUGGACCUGCCAUCACCUCCAACCGCGUCUCCUAUUUCUUCAACCUGCGCGGCCCGAGUUUCACGGUUGACACGGGUUGCUCGGCCAGUCUGGUCGCAUUGCACAAUGCGGUCCAGAGCCUGCGCAGUGGCGAAAGCACCAUGAGCCUUGUCGGCGGCGUCAAUAUCUUGCUGGACCCCCAGCGCUGGACGUACCAGAGCAAGCUGAAGAUGUUUUCGCCGGAUGGCCGCUGCUUCUCCUUCGACGAGCGCGCCAAUGGCUAUGGCCGAGGAGAGGGCUGUGGCUGUGUCGUAUUGAAGCCACUUUCCUUGGCCAUCAAAGAUGGGGACCGCAUUCGAGCUGUCAUCCGCAACUCGGCCCUGAACCAGGAUGGUCGCACCCCUCAGGGUAUCAGCGUGCCGAGUCGCGAGGCACAGCAAGAGCUGAUCAUCAAUGCAUAUGCCGAGGUCGGUCUGAACCCAACGGAAACAGACUACGUUGAAGCCCACGGGACCGGCACAGCGGUUGGCGAUCCUCUUGAAGCCGAGGCUAUCGCCAACGCAUUGGCUCGCCCAGAGAUCCGAGCCAAGGGCCAUUGA
Molecule: messenger RNA, 1038 nt
Organism: Penicillium chermesinum
Lineage: Eukaryota; Fungi; Ascomycota; Eurotiomycetes; Eurotiales; Aspergillaceae
Product: beta-ketoacyl [acyl carrier protein] synthase domain-containing protein
Exons: 1
Coding region: 1-1038 (345 amino acids)
Biological process (GO): secondary metabolite biosynthetic process; fatty acid biosynthetic process
Molecular function (GO): 3-oxoacyl-[acyl-carrier-protein] synthase activity; fatty acid synthase activity
Source: RefSeq, a predicted model, not a curated record